AUGAAUGACACGAUCAUUGAUGGACGCGGCACCUUUCACUGGCUAUUCGUAUCAAACUACUCCAAACUGGUGGUGAUGGACAUGACCAUCAAUGGAUGUGUGUCCAAACGCAUCUCUGGCGGUGCCAUCUCCAUCAUAGCACUCAGCCAGGCACACUUUAUCCGCACGCGAUUCACCAACAACAUGAGCGCACACUCUGGCGGUGCACUAUUCUUUGAACAAUCCAAGGUCAACAUCACAACAUCAAUAUUUAGAUUGAAUUGGGCACAAGAGAAUGGAGGUUCAAUAUUCAGUUUCCAGUCAGUGCUAAUGUGUUUCCGAUCGACAUUUAUAAGCAAUCGGUGUCAACAGGGCAAAGGUGGUGCAAUAUCCAUGGUCUUCUCAAACUCCACAAUCACAUACUCUCAAUUCUUCUACAACAAAGGAGUCUCAUCCGGUGGAAUCCACACAUUUGGAUUGGUACAUCGUGUUUCAAGUUGUUUGUUCCAGAGUAAUAAUGCUAAUGGAGGUGGAGCAGUUGGUGCAUUCUACAUGAGUUUCUUAAGAUUGGACAAUAAUGUAUUCUUUAAUAAUACCGCCAACUUUACUGGUGGCGCAAUGUUCGUGGCGACUGAAGCAUUGGUGACGGUAUUGGACUCAUUGUUCUCGGAUAACUAUGCACCCAACUGUGGCAUCAUUGAAUCACAUGCAUUCAAAGCGCUCACCAUCGAGCGAUCAAUCUUUGCCAAUGGAAUAUGGGUUGUCAAUGCACAGAUUGGCAAGUACGAUAGUUUCUGCAUGAUGAACAUCCAAGAUUGUUACUUCUACAAUCUAUCUGGGCCUGUGAUCCUAGCCGAUUCAAUCUCUUCAAUCUCUCUGACAUAUUGUAAAUUCGAUGGUAUAUUCUCCAGCUCAGUCUUGAAGAUCACUCAUGAAGCAUCAGUGCACAUGGUCGGUGCCUGGUUCGUAUAUAAUAAUGUAGACGAUAUCAUUGUUAUUCAAUAUGGUUCAACUGUUACAAUGGACAACUCAAUAUUCUAUUUGAACAAUGCAACGUCAAUCAUCAAUUCCAAAUUCCGAAGUAACUUCUAUAUAUUCGGGUCACAAUUCUAUCUCAACAGAGCCUAUGGAGCAAUAAUCACUGGCACAGGAGGCUACAACAUCCGCGUAGUAUCAUCAUACUUCAUGGCAAAUAAUGGUGUCAAUAGAGGAUGUAUAUAUGAGUUGGAUCAAACUGGCACACUUACAUCAAAUGGCUCACUGUAUGAAGGCAACAGGGCAGUGUGGGGCACGAUAUUGUACGCUACCACGAGUCUGGUUGGAUACCCGAGUACCAAACCUUUUGUAUUCUCAGGGGAUGCAUUCAGAUUGAACAUUGCCAAUCGUUCAUCACUCUUCCACUACAAUGGCAACUACACCAACAAGUUGAUAUUCAAUGAUGUCGAAUCAACAGAGAACGUGUUAUCUUAUGGCUACGACCCCUUGAUGCCCACGACCAUUAUCAGUAGUUUCACUGUAUAUUUGGAGGAUGAUAAUGUUGUUCCAAACGUUCCAGUUAACAUCAACAUCACAGUGUACGAUCAACUUGGUCAUCAGGUACUUGGUCGCAGUGACAUGUCAUUCUUUGUUAUCCCAUGUGAUAACGUACUUCUACAAGGACGCACAGUGGCCGACCUAUUCCCCAGCGGUCAAGCAUCAUUCCAUGACCUUCACAUCACUGGCAUGCCAGGUACAAACUGCAACCUAACCUUCCUCUCCAUGCCAUACUCAUUGAAACCUGUUACCAAGAUGAUUACAUUCAUUCUUCCACCCCAUGAUCAGUUAUUGGUACAGUUUGGCGGCGUCAUAUUUUAUGGAUUACAUCAGGUCAAGGUAUCACGUGGUGCACUUAUCGUGUUGGGAGUGUUCAACAUAUUAGUACUGCUACUGGCAUUAGUGUGUACAGUGAUCACUUUUAUAUAUCGCAAGAGCAGAGUGAUCCGAUACUCCAAUCCACUAUUCCUCUACAUUGUCCUCCUUGGCUGUAUCCUCUCGCUCGUAGGCUCCGGAGUAUUCUACCUCACCAAGUCACGUGGAGUAUGUCUGGCACAGUUCAUUAUAUUCCCAAUAUCAACGAGUUUGGUAGUGUGCUCAGUGUUGGUCAAACAGUUUAGUAUGUGGAGAUUGCUGGAGGAUAUACAGUAUAUGAGGGAGACGAAUGUGGAGAACUCAUUCUUGAUCAAGUCUUUGGCAUUGUUAUUGAUCAUUCCAGUGAUAUCAGUGGUACUCAGUGGUAUAUUCCUGAAUGGACGUACAUCUAAAGAGUUUGAUCUAAGUGAUCCCGCAUCUUACUAUAUCCGUUGCAAUCUAGUACGUUCAGAGAUAUUCAUUGUAGUAGAGUUAGCCUAUCUCCUUGUAUGCCUCAUCAUUGGAUGUUACCUAGUAUACACAUGUAGGAAGUAUCGUAGUUUCCCUGGUACAUUCAAUGAAGCAACAUAUGUUGGAUUAUUGUUAUACAACUACUUGAUCAUUAUUACUACGACGAUGCCAUUGACAUUUAGCUUCAAUGGUAAUCCAACAGCAAGAUUCCUUAUCCUGGAAGUAGCCUUAAUAUUAUUUGUUAGCAGUACGAUCAUAUUGAUAUUCUUCCCAAAGUUUAACUUCCUCUGGCGUAACAAGGCUAUCAUUCAAUCAGUGAGUAUACCAGUACACUAUGGCCAUCCCUAG
Molecule: messenger RNA, 2685 nt
Organism: Acytostelium subglobosum LB1
Lineage: Eukaryota; Evosea; Eumycetozoa; Acytosteliales; Acytosteliaceae
Exons: 8
Coding region: 1-2685 (894 amino acids)
Biological process (GO): gamma-aminobutyric acid signaling pathway; G protein-coupled receptor signaling pathway
Cellular component (GO): G protein-coupled receptor heterodimeric complex; membrane
Molecular function (GO): G protein-coupled GABA receptor activity
Source: RefSeq, a predicted model, not a curated record